AUGAUUGCAGGAAUGAAGGAUUUAUCAUCCUGUAUAAAUAUUUUAGAAAUAAAAAUCAAUUUAUUGAAACGUUUCUCCUUUUCUCCUUCCUCUAUAGCCCGUGCUGCAUUGCUAACAGGUCGUCUUCCCAUUAGAAAUGGUUUCUACACAACAAAUGCUCAUGCUCGAAAUGCAUAUACACCACAGGAAAUUGUGGGAGGAAUCCCUGAUUCGGAGAUCCUUUUGCCAGAACUCCUCCGGAAGGCAGGAUAUUCCAGCAAAAUCAUUGGGAAGUGGCACUUGGGACAUCAAGCCCACUUCCACCCCCUGAAGCAUGGAUUUGAUGAAUGGUUUGGGGCUCCAAACUGUCACUUUGGACCAUACAACAAUAAGGACAAACCCAAUAUUCCUGUCUACAACAACUCAGAGAUGGUUGGCAGGUAUUACGAAGAAUUUAAGAUUGAGUCAAAAACUGGAGAAUCCAACCUCACUCAGAUCUAUUUACAGGAAGCAAUUGCAUUUAUCAGGCGACAGACAGCCAAGAAGCAGAACUUCCUCCUUUAUUGGGCUGUUGAUGCAACUCAUGCACCGGUCUAUGCAUCAAGAUCUUUCCUUGGAACAAGUCAGAGAGGCUUAUAUGGGGAUGCAGUCCGUGAAAUAGAUGUCAGCAUUGGGAAAAUCCUACAGGAACUGCACACCCAAAACAUCGCCAACAGCACAUUUGUGUUUUUCACAUCAGAUAAUGGAGCUGCACUCGUCUCAGCCCCCAAUCAAGGUGGGAGUAAUGGCCCAUUCUUAUGUGGAAAGGAGACAACAUUUGAGGGAGGAAUGCGGGAGCCUGCAAUUGCCUGGUGGCCAGGACGCAUACCUGCUGGACAGAUCAGUUAUCAGCUGGGUACUGUCAUGGACCUAUUCACAACCAGCUUGACACUGGCUGGGCUUCAACCACCCACUGACCGGCAAUUGGAUGGGAUUGAUCUUUCACCUGUGCUGUUCCAGAAUAAGAUUAUCAGCAGAUUUCAGGGAAUUAACUUCUGCCCAGGACAGAAUGUGACUGGUGUCACAACACAUGAUCAACGGGACUACACCAUCCAACCCCUGCUGUUUCACCUCGGGAGGGAUCCUGGAGAGAGAUACCCAAUCAGGUUUUCCCAUCAAGAGUAUGAGACAGCAAUGAGAAAGAUCUCAAACAUUGUGCAACAUCACAGAUCCUCGUUGGUGCCAGGACAGCCACAACUAAAUGUCUGUGACCAGGCUGUUAUGAAUUGGGCACCUCCAGGUUGUGAAGUGCUUGGCAAAUGUCUGAAGAUUCCUAGGUCUAACCCAUGGAAAUGUAACUGGCCACAUUAACAUUAUUUACAGAGGUCACAUUUAUUCUGUUCACACUGGAUUUUAGGGAGUCAUCAUCAAUAUUUCAAGGAGAACCAUCACCCAGUGAGAGUCAGCACCUUCAGCAACUGUAUCCCAGUGAGAAUCAGCACCUUCAGGAACUGUAUCCCAGUGAGAAUCAGCACCUUCAGGAACUGUAUCCCAGUGAGCGUCAGCAUCUUCAGGAACUGCAUCCCAGUGAGUGUCAGCAUCUUCAGGAACUGCAUCCCAGUGAGAGUCAGCACCUUCAGGAACUGUAUCCCAGUGAGGGUCAGCAUCUUCAGGAACUGCAUCCCAGUGAGAGUCAGCACCUUCAGGAACUGCAUCCCAGUGAGAAUCAGCACCUUCAGGAACUGUAUCCCAGUGAGAGUCAGCACCUUCAGGAACUGUAUCCCAGUGAGAGUCAGCAUCUUCAGGAACUGUAUCCCAGUGAGAGUCAGCAUCUUCAGGAACUGUACCCCAGUGAGAGUCAGCACCUUCAGGAACUGUAUCCCAGUGAGAGUCAGCACCAUCAGGAACUGUCUUGAGUAUACUUAAUUAUCCAACCUCAACAGCUCUCUGCAAGAACUCCCCUCGGAGAGAAGAAAUUCCUCGUCAUCUCUGUCUUAACUGGGUGAUCCCUUCCUUGGAGGUUGUGUACUUUGGUCCUAAACUCUCCCACCAGGGGAAACAACAUCACCACAUCUGCAACAUCAAAUCCCUAAGAAUCUUAUAUGUUUCCAAACAUUGUGCUCUCAUUAAUUUAAAUUCCAAUAACUGUAGGCCUAACCUACUCAAAGUUUCCUCAUAAGAAAAUCCCUCCAUACCUAGAAUCAACCUGGUGAAUGUUCUCUGGACUGCCUCCCUAUUUUUAUACUUCAUUCCAUUUGAAAUAAAGGCCUGCAUUCCAUUUCCCUUCCCAAUACGGGAAGGCACGAUUGGGUGGCACAAUGGCUCAGCCGUUAGCACUGUUGCCUCACAGCGCCAGGGACCCGGCUUCGAUUCCACCCUCGGGCAUCUGUCUGUGUGGAGUUUGCACAUUCUCCCUGUGUCUGCGUGGGUUUCCUCCAGGUUCUUCGGUUUCCUCCCACAGGCCAAAGAUAUGCAAGUUAGGUGGAUUGGCCAUGCCAAAUUGACCACAGUGUUCAGGGAUGUGUAGAUUAUGUAGGUUAUAGGGGGAUGGGUCUGGGUGGGAUGCUCCAAGAGUCGGUAUGGACUUGUUGGGCCAAAGGGCCUAUUUCCACACUAGGGAUUCUAUGGAUACCUGAUAAACCUGGAUGCUAGCUUUUUGUUCGUUUAUUCCUCAUUUAUUCAUAAGGUCCCCCAAAUCCCAAAGUUAUUAAUAUGUAUUGGAAAUAAUUAUGGCCCCAACACAUCCCCAUUGUACUGCCCAGUUACAUGUUGCCAUCCUGAAAAUACCUCUUUUUUUCCCAGCUCUAUCUUCUAUCCAUAGUAAGAUACUACCUCCAACACUAUGGGUCUUCGCUUAUUAAGUAGCCAUAUUCGUGGUACCUUCUCAAAUGCCUUUUGGGAAUCCAAAUAUAUUACGUGAACUGGUGCCGUUCUAUCUAUCCUGCUUGUUAUAUCCUCACUGAGAUGUAACAAACUUAAUAGACAUAAUUUCCCCUUUAUGAAGCCAUGUUGACUGUGCUUGAUUGUAUUAAAUCUACUAUUAGAUCCUUCAUAAUGGACUCUGAUGUUUUCCUGUUCUACCUCACUGGGGUACCACACUGUAAAUCAAGCCUUGCUAAUCUUGGACUUGUCACAAUAAUUAAAAUUUUCAGAAGUUUGCAGAAUUCCCUAAUUUUCAUUUCUUUUAGGCCUGGGUUGUCAAAAAGCACAGCCCAGGAUUCUGUAUUUAACAAGAAUGAGUACUUGUAACAAAUAAAUAGAUUCUAAGUUCAGACAAACAAAUCUGAACCAUUGA
This is a messenger RNA of Rhincodon typus (whale shark), 3253 nucleotides long. RefSeq names its product galactosamine (N-acetyl)-6-sulfatase (gene galns). Gene Ontology annotation, molecular function: arylsulfatase activity. The record is from RefSeq and is a predicted model, not a curated record. Lineage: Eukaryota; Metazoa; Chordata; Chondrichthyes; Orectolobiformes; Rhincodontidae. The coding region runs from base 1 to 1329 and encodes 442 amino acids. The transcript is spliced from 12 exons.